CGCCCCGUCCGCACGGCCGCCCGCCUGAGGCUGCAGAGGCGCAUCCCGGGCGCGGCGCCCUGGGCUCGGAUGGCUCAGCGCUCACGCUGAGGGCCGGACUCCAGGGGUCCCGAGCCCCGGAGCCCGGCGGGGACGCUAAGAGAGGACACCCGGGGAGGACGGAGCGGAUCGUUCGAAGAUGGUUUGGCUGCCUUGGCGAUCUGGAGAUCUGAUGCCACGAUGAGGACUCACACACGGGGGGCCCCCAGUGUGUUUUUCAUAUAUCUGCUUUGCUCUGUGUCAGCCCACGUCAGUGACGAGAACCCGGAAGUCAUGAUUCCCUUCACUAAUGCCAACUAUGACAGCCAUCCGAUGCUGUACUUCUCCAGGACGGAGGUGCCAGAGCUCCAGCUGAGGGCUGCCGGCUCCCAUGAGCACAUUGCUGCUCGGCUCACAGAGGCUGUACACACCAUGCUGUCCAACCCCUUGGAGUACCUCCCUCCCUGGGAUCCCAAGGAGUACAGUGCCCGCUGGAAUGAGAUCUAUGGAAACAACCUGGGUGCCUUGGCAAUGUUCUGUGUGCUGUAUCCUGAGAACAUUGAAGCCCGAGAAAUGGCCAAAGACUACAUGGAAAGGAUGGCAGCGCAGCCUAGUUGGUUAGUGAAAGAUGCUCCUUGGGAUGAAGUCCCCCUUGCCCACUCUUUGGUGGGUUUCGCCACUGCCUAUGACUUCUUAUAUAACUACCUGAGCAAGACACAGCAGGAGGCAUUCCUUGAAGUGAUCGCCAAUGCCUCAGGCUACAUGUAUGAGACUUCAUACCGGAGAGGAUGGGGGUUCCAGUACUUGCACAACCACCAGCCCACCAACUGCAUGGCCUUACUUACUGGAAGCCUCGUUCUGAUGAACCAAGGAUACCUUCAAGAGGCCUACUUGUGGACCAAGCAAGUUCUGACCAUCAUGGAGAAGUCGCUGGUCUUGCUGCGAGAGGUGACAGAUGGCUCCCUCUACGAAGGAGUUGCGUACGGCAGCUACACCACUAGAUCACUGUUCCAGUACAUGUUUCUUGUUCAGAGGCACUUUGACAUCAACCACUUUGGCCAUCCAUGGCUUAAGCAACACUUUGCCUUUAUGUAUAGGACCAUCUUGCCAGGGUUUCAAAGAACUGUGGCCAUCGCAGACUCAAAUUACAACUGGUUUUAUGGUCCAGAGAGUCAAUUAGUGUUCCUGGAUAAAUUUGUCAUGCGUAAUGGCAGUGGAAACUGGCUGGCUGACCAAAUCAGAAAGAACCGUGUGGUGGAGGGUCCAGGUACACCAUCGAAAGGGCAACGCUGGUGCACUCUACACACGGAAUUUCUCUGGUAUGAUCCCAGCUUGAAAUCUGUACCGCCUCUGGAUUUUGGCACCCCAGCAUUGCAUUAUUUUGAAGACUGGGGUGUUGUGACUUACGGAAGUGCACUACCUGCAGAAGUUAAUAGAUCUUUCCUUUCCUUCAAGUCAGGAAAACUUGGGGGGCGUGCAAUAUAUGACAUUGUCCACAGAAGCAAAUAUAAAGACUGGAUCAAAGGGUGGAGAAAUUUUAAUGCAGGACAUGAGCAUCCAGAUCAAAACUCCUUCACGUUCGCCCCCAAUGGCGUGCCAUUCAUCACUGAGGCCCUCUAUGGGCCCAAGUAUACCUUCUUUAACAACGUUCUGAUGUUUUCUCCAGCUGUGUCUAAGAGUUGCUUUUCUCCCUGGGAGGGUCAGGUCACGGAAGACUGUUCAUCAAAAUGGUCAAAAUACAAGCAUGACCUGGCAGCCAGCUGUCAGGGGAGAGUGGUUGCAGCUGAGGAGAAAAACGGGGUUGUUUUCAUCCGGGGAGAAGGGGUAGGAGCAUAUAACCCCCUGCUCAAGCUGAAGAACAUUCAACGGAAUCUCAUCCUCCUACACCCACAGCUUCUCCUCCUUGUGGACCAGAUACACCUGGGAGAGGACAGCCCCCUGGAGACGGCAGCAAGCUUCUUCCACAAUGUGGAUGUCCCUUUUGAGGAGGCAGUAGUAGAUGGGGUUCAUGGAGCUUUCAUCCGGCAGCGAGAUGGUCUCUAUAAAAUGUACUGGAUGGAUGAUACUGGUUAUAGUGAAAAAGCAACCUUUGCCUCAGUGACAUAUCCUCGGGGCUAUCCCUACAAUGGGACAAAUUAUGUGAAUGUCACCAUGCAUCUGCGAAGUCCCAUCACCAGGGCAGCUUACCUCUUCAUCGGGCCAUCUGUGGAUGUCCAGAGCUUCAGCAUCCAUGGAGACCCUCAGCGGCUGGAUGUUUUCGUAGCUACCAGCGAGCAUGCCUAUGCAACUUACCUAUGGACAGGUGAGAACGCAGGGCAGUCUGCCUUCGCACAGGUCAUUGCAGAUCAUCAGAAAAUUCUGUUUGACCGGAGUUCAGCCAUCCAGAGCACAGCUGUCCCUGAAGUGAAAGAUUAUGCUGCUAUUGUGGAACAGAAUCUGCAGCGUUUUAAGCCCGUGUUCCAGCUGCUCGAGAAGCAGAUCCUGUCCCGAGUCCAGAACACAGCUAGCUUUAGGAAGACUGCUGAGCGCCUGCUUAGGUUUUCAGAUAAGAGGCAGACAGAGGAGGCCAUUGACAAGAUUUUUGCCAUAUCCCAGCAACAGCGGCAGCAGCGAGGCAAGAAGAAAAGCCGAAGGGCAGGCAAGCAUUAUAAGUUUGUGGAUGCCGUCCCUGAUAUUUUUGCGCAGAUUGAAGUCAAUGAGAAGAAAAUUCGACAGAAAGCUCAGACUUUGGCACAGAAAGAGCUGCCCAUAGAUGAAGAUGAAGAAAUGAAAGACCUUUUGGAUUUUGCUGAUUUCACAUAUGAGAAACAUAAAAAUGGGGGUUCCAUGAAAGGUGGCUCUGGACAGGUGCGGAUGGUGACAAGUCUCAACAGAGCCCCUUCCCUGUCGGCCUCCUACACCAGACUCUUCUUGAUUCUGAACAUUGCCAUCUUCUUUGUCAUGUUGGCAAUGCAACUGACUUAUUUCCAGAGGGCUCAGAGCCUCCAGGGCCAAAGAUGUCUUUAUGCAGUCCUCCUGAUAGAUAGCUGCGUCUUAUUAUGGUUGUAUUCCUCCUGUUCUCAAUCCCAGUGCUAACACCAAAGCCAUGAGCAUUUUAUGAUCAUGAGAGUUCAGGCAAAUACAUAUAUAUAUAUAUAUAUAUAUAUAUAUAUAUAUAUAUAUAUAUUUCCCCCAUUUGUUAUAACUUUUCCCCCAGAUUUAUUUGGAAAAAUUUAAGGAAAGACGUUUUCAUACUUUUUAAAAAAAAGCAGGGUGUGGAGAACUCUGAACUGGAAAGGAUGUACCUAAGGUUUGAGAACAGACUUGGCUGUCCUCUAGCAUUUCUGGGAGUGUUUGGCUUUGCUGACUGACCAGUUCCUAUUAGAAGAGACAAAAUAUCUGUUCUUUAAGACCUAUUUCUCUUAAUAUAAACAUAAAAACAAUUUAUGCAGACUUGGACUUUAUUAAAAGGUAAAUGAUUUAUGUGAUCUGAAGAGAAACCAGAGUAUAGAACUCAACUUUAUUAUCAUUAACUUAAUGCUCCUUGAAGCUUCCAGAUACUGUUAUGGGACAGACUGACACACAUAAUUCCAAGUAAUACAGGCUUUUAAAAUGUAAACGAUGGGAACUGUUACGACAGGGCUUGGGACUAUUCAAAUAACACGAUAAAAUGUUGGCAGAUCAUAAAGGAUCUAAAAGAAUUUUUAAUGGAGAUCAUACAAAUGAAUAUUUCUCUGAUGGUGUUGGUCAAUGCAGGCAUGUGAUUUGUUGCUUUUUAUACACGUUCAUUGGAUUUUUGAUAAAUAAUGCAAUAACAGGUAAUUUCAUAUUAUAUUUCCCUUUUAUAUAAAAUGUUUGUAGACCCAAUGGUUAAAGUUAUCAAAAUAAACUAUUUUGUAUCUUGACUCUCAAUUCCAAAGAACAUGGGAUUAAAAGUUUUGGUGUGAUUCUUAAAUUUUUACUAGGAAACUUUCUUCAAGUUUAUUUUGCUAAAUAAAGCAGUCAUAAUUACUA
This is a messenger RNA of Meriones unguiculatus (Mongolian gerbil), 4011 nucleotides long. RefSeq names its product dermatan sulfate epimerase (gene Dse). The transcript is spliced from 6 exons. NCBI's taxonomy places the organism in Eukaryota, Metazoa, Chordata, Mammalia, Rodentia, Muridae. Bases 220 to 3093 code for a protein of 957 amino acids. The record is from RefSeq and is a predicted model, not a curated record. Gene Ontology annotation, molecular function: chondroitin-glucuronate 5-epimerase activity.